Molecule: messenger RNA, 4718 nt
Organism: Hemicordylus capensis (graceful crag lizard)
Lineage: Eukaryota; Metazoa; Chordata; Lepidosauria; Squamata; Cordylidae
Gene: APCDD1L
Product: APC down-regulated 1 like
Exons: 4
Coding region: 558-2099 (513 amino acids)
Biological process (GO): negative regulation of Wnt signaling pathway
Cellular component (GO): plasma membrane
Molecular function (GO): Wnt-protein binding
Source: RefSeq, a predicted model, not a curated record
GGAGCUCCGGGAAGGGGGCAGCUUCCCAGGCGCCUGCGUGGCGGGCAAUCCGACGGAGGCGAUCCGCGAGCGCGGGCGGGUGUGCGCAACAUGUGCGUGGAGCAGAGACGGCCCCAGUCUCCACCUCCUCUGGCAAGUGAACGGGGAGCUGCCAAGCUCCAUUAAAACGAUCCACACAGACUGUCGCCGCGGCGGGGAGGACGCGCGCUCCAGUUCCAAGGAAGACGCUCCGAGGGAGCCUGGCCGAAGCCUACGUGGGGCGCCGCCUCUGCCUGGUCUCUCGUCUCGUGCAGCGAGCGGCUGGCAGCAGCCCGCCCGCCCCAUCGGGGCCUUAUUAAGUCGCUAGCGGGCUUUCGGGAGCAGCAGCAGCAGCACAUGGAUCCCGGGGCCCGGCCCUGCAGAGGCAAAGCGCGCUGAGCUUAGCCGGCCGGGUCCUCCUCCCCACCCAGCGCUUCUCCUUCUCCUGCCCUUCUUGUCCAGAGGGUUUCGCCAGGGCGCCCGCCCGCUGUUUGCCUGGGACAGGUUGCUAAGACCGCGUGCGGGGCUUGGGUUCGGCAAUGCUCCGCUCCUGGUGGCUCGUUGGGCUCUUCCUAGCUUAUGCAUCUGGAAGGAAGCUAUGGGAUGUUCCCAUAACUCACUUGGAGCAGCUCAGCCCUGGAAAACUGCAGUGGGAGCCACUCUGCCAGUACCAAUUGCGCCACCUGCAGGAUGGUGCUAGAAUUACAGCUCUAGUGCCUCCCAGGUUGGAAGGACAUUGGAUUUCAACUGGGUGUGAGGUUCGACCGGGACCAGAAUUCCUCACCCGCUCGUAUAUCUUUUAUGGCAACCGCCUCUUCAAAGCUCAUCAGUUCUACUACCGCGACCCAUCCUGCCGAGACCCCACCUACUCCCUGGUCAUCAAAGGCAAAAUCCGGCUUCGCCAGGCCUCCUGGAUCACCCGGGGUGCUACAGAAGCAGAUUACCACCUCCACAAAGUGGGCAUUGUCUUCCACAGCCAGAGGGCAAUGCAGGAAGCCGUCGGCCGCAUCAACCAGAGUUCGGGAGAGCACUGCAGAGAGUUCUUGCCAGCAGGGCGGACUUGGGCUCCGGGUGCCCUGUAUGAGCUGCUAAGCGCCAAAGCGGAGCGGGAUUGCACAGCAGGUCUCGGCUUUGCCAUGCAUGAACUGAGCCUGGUCCGGGUGGAGAAGUACAACCAACCCUUGCUCCUCCAGCAAAGCCCAGGUACCCGGGAGGUGGAGGAGCUGUAUCUAGGGGACAUCCACACUGAGUGGUCAGAGAGGCUCCAUUAUCGGCCAACCGGAUAUCAGCGCCCUCUACAGAAUGCAAUGCACCACACUCACCCCUGCCCUGCCUGUGGGAUUAUAUACAGAGCUGAUGAACAUCACCCACCUAUAUUACCCAUCCAGCCGGAGCUCCCGAUGCUGUUAGGUGGACGCUGGGUCAGUUCCCAGUGUGAGGUCCGCCCGGCCGUGCUCUUCCUCACAAGAUACUUCACCUUUCAUGGCAACAACCGCAGCUGGGAAGGAUACUACCAUCACUACUCUGACCCCCUCUGCAGCCAGCCAACCUUCACAGUGUAUGCCUCAGGCCACUAUACGCAGGGAGCACCAUCCCUCAUCGUGAGAGGAGGCACCGAGCUGGUCUUCAAGGUGACCCACGCUCGGGUGACCCCAAUGGAUCAGGUCACUCUGGCACUGCUGAACUCGUCUGACUUUGGGAGCUGUGGGGAGCCCAACAGCUGGCGUAUUGGGCAGGAGAUGGACGUGACCCACACAAACGGGUGUGCAGCUCUAGGGAUCCGACUCCCGCACACGGAGUACGAACUCUUCCGAAUCGAACAGGAUGCGAAAGACCGCAGCUUGCUCUUCAUUGGUGAGAGGCCCACAGAUGGAUCGAGUCCCAACACACCCAGCCAACGGCCCACCUCCUAUCAGUCUCCACUCCUCCAGUGUGCUGGGCCCUCGGCUGCUGUAGGCAGACACUCUAAGCCAAGCUACCUGGGAAGGCUAGGAGAUUCCAUCAACAGCCAAGCACGAAAGCCAUUGCCCACGGCCCUUGUGCUGGCAGGUCUUGCCACCCGGCUGGUCCAGUGGGACUAAAGCACUCAGACCUUUGGCUCGGGGGCCGUGUAGGACCUAGACAGUCACAGUGCGAUUUUUAUCAGCAGAACGUGCACCCUUGGAAUUUGUUUUAUACUUUACAAAUCUGUACACGCUGUAUUUUCUUAAAUGAUGGCUAAGCCCAGUGGGUGAGCUUUCCCCUUCAUAUGUGCCUUCUGGAUUAUGGACAUGUCCAUCUGUAUUCUUGAUUAGUGAAGUAGAAGUCGUCAGCUUUUUCUCAGGUGACUUGGCUGAACAGUACUAAACACACAGAACAGACUCCUAGGCCUGUGUGAUGCUUCAGCCCCAACCAAACUCUUUGCACCAUCCUUGGGGAACUGUGCAGAUGCAACAGUUUGUAGCUGCCACCACCUUCUAUGCUGCACCUUCCCAGCAUCAGUGGGGCCCCUUGAAGAGACCCACUGAGCCCCCAGCAUCAUUGGGGGGGGGCGGGUUGACAUUUUUCUUUGAGAACUUUGAAAAGCAAUAUAUAAAUGUUCAUAGUAGCAGAGUGAUGCUCAGCACUUUCCCCAUAGAGUGCUACUCUAGGGGGGUAGGCGGGGCUCAAAUUUUAAAGGGCCCUACCAGCACUGGGAAAUCCACAGCACUAUGUGGCGAUGACCCAGCAGUGACAAUAAACUUCUGCACAGUGCCAGGAGGCCAAUGCAAAGUAUUGGGCUUCAGGUACUCAGAGUCAAAGCUUUACACAGGCCUACUGACUCCUGGUAAAUGCUAGGAGAGAACAAAGAGUGUUCCCCCCCCUUAAUAUUAAAGCAGUGUUGUAGUGUAUAAAGAAGCAAUUCUGCUGUUACAGGACAAUUUCCCCUUUGGAAGUCACCCUGAAUUGGUCUUGGAGAAACAUGCUUGUGUGCAGAUGAAAGGCAUUGCUGCUCAGGGAGACCUACAUAUGCCAAGCUGCCUUCCCCCCUGCAAAAUCUAUAUCCAAAACAUCCUGUUGGGGAAAGCCCCCCCCCCCCCCCACUGGGAGAGGAUUUGCAGUGGGCCACUCGGGGGAGGGGAAGAAGUUUGCUUGUGCAAGCUUCCUUCACUCCCAAACAUCCAACACAAUAUUUACCAGUUUGUUUUAAGCAAGAUGUAAAGUACUGUUGAAAAGAAGUGCGGAAUUAAAUAUUUGCUGUCUGACUUCCACCUAAUAUGCGCUGUAUGGAGAAAGAAACACUGAGAACAAGGGGGAAGUAAGAACAGCCCUGCUGGAUCAGGCCUGAGGGACUUUGCACAGCUUGUUUUAUUAGAAUCCUGAGAAUCUCAGCUUUUAAGCAGGAUAGUAGUAAGAUUCUUGUCCUCAGGGAUGUGUUUGGAAAAAAUAAUAGCAAAAAAUGUUAAAAUAGUCCGCAUCUACAUUCUUGUUAAAUAGGCCUGGGCAAUUCACUUUGUGCAGGUACAGUACAACUCAGUCAUAGCAACAUAGGAAGCUGCCAUAUACUGAGUCAUACCAUUGGUCUAUCUAGCUCAGUAUUGUCUUCACAGACUUCUCCCAGGUUGCAGGCAGAAAUCUCUCUCAGCCCUAAAUUGGAGAAGCCAGGGAGGGAACAUGGAACCUUCUGCUCUUCCCAGAGUGGCACCAUCCUCUGAGGGGAAUAUCUUACAGUACUCACACUUCUAGUCUCCCAUUCAUAUGGAACCAGUGUGGACCCUGCUUAGCCAAGGGGACAAGUCAUGCUUGCCACCACAAGACCAGCUCUCCUCCACCAUACAUAUCACAAAUAGGGCUGUGUGUGUGUAUUGUCACGUGCACAGCAGGCCACAAUCCAUGGGUGGAGGGGCUAGGUUCUGCAUGGAGGAUUAGAAUCAGUGUAAUCCCAAUUUAAGCAUAUGGAUCAAUGUUUCAUGAAGUUCUCCCCUCACUCCACAUUGAUAAUCCCACAGCUCCAAUAAGGAAAGCAGCCAUUGACUAGCAAACAGAACAAGCAGAGAGAGAGGCAUUUACAUUCUCCAUUUCCCCCUCCACUGUGAAAAUUACCCAUUAUGAGGUCUCUAACACCAUUCAUAUCCCUGAACCAGUCAACAAAAGCAGUAUCCAGUUGCUUUAACUCUGAAAUAUACAGCUUCUGGCAAAAGGCAAAAAUGCCAAUGAUUCCACAUUGUCUCAUUCAAAAUGUCAAUUUGGCAGCCAUUCUUUGGAGCUGUCGAGUGCUAGUAUAAGCAGCCAUCCUCAUUCGAUAAAGUGGAGAUUUAAUUUUUAUUUUUUGUAGUAAGGAGCUGCACAUAAAGAGAGAAUUGGUGAGCCAAUCUUCAGUAACUCAAGGUAACAAAUACCACAGCCUGUGCUUUAUAAAAAAGUAAUGAGAUCUUCUUGGAAAUUGUGUGUUCUUCCCAGAAUUCCUCUUAAAAAAUUUUUUUCAAGAAGGAAAAAAGCCCAUUAAGCAACUAACACAAAUUUCAUUAUAUUUUACAAGGCUGUGGCCAAUAGGUAGAUAAUUUAUGAGCCUUUAUAGAAAUACCAGUGGGGAACUGUGCAUCAGCCACCAUGAUGUAAAGCCUAUCUUAAUGUACAAUUUGUAUUACAGCAUGUUACUUUUCUUUUCUACAAGCAAACUUUUAAAGCCAUGUACAUAAACAACUGCACAUCUUUUUAUAUUAAAAAGUGGCUAUGCUUUA